GCUAGUGAGGGGCGGGCUGGCGCGGGGGGCGGCUGAGACAGUGCCGGCUGGGGGGCCUCGGGAGGGAUGUGAGAGUUGUGUGUGUCCCUUCGUGCGAGCUCACUGCCACCCUCGCGCGCUGCGUCCCUGCGGCCCGGCUGAGGCUCCCCUCGGCCUCUCCGGCCGGGCCCCACGUUAUGUCGUGAUCCCGGGCGGGCGGCGCUGCUGCUGCUGCUCAUGGGGCUGCUCAGGAUUAUGCUGCCGCCCAAGUUGCAGCUGCUGGCGGUGCUGACGUUCGGGGUGGCCGUGCUCUUCCUGGAGAACCAGAUCCAGAAGCUGGAGGAGUCCCGCGGCAAGCUCGCAUACGGACAGGAUCUUCUGUCCCAGCGGAGGGCCCCAGUCCUUAGGGGAAGGGUUGGAAGGACUGACACUGACCAUCAUGCUUGUGGAGAUGGGGCCGUGCGAUCUGAAAGAGCUAUUGCAAGACAUGAAGUCAGAGAAAUAGAACAACGUCAUACAAUAGAUGGUCCUCGACAAGAUGCAACUCUGGAUGAAGAUGAUGAUGUGGUGAUCAUUUACAACAGAGUACCUAAAACUGCAAGCACAUCCUUCACAAAUAUUGCCUAUGACCUUUGUGCAAAGAACAAAUAUCAUGUUCUGCAUAUCAAUACAACCAAAAAUAAUCCUGUUAUGUCACUGCAAGAUCAGGUACGAUUUGUUAAGAAUGUAACUUCCUGGAAGGAAAUGAAACCAGGAUUUUAUCAUGGACAUAUAUCUUACUUGGAUUUUGCAAAAUUUGGUGUUAAAAAGAAACCAAUUUACAUUAAUGUCAUAAGAGAUCCUAUAGAACGACUAGUUUCUUAUUAUUACUUUUUGCGGUUUGGAGAUGAUUACAGACCAGGGCUACGAAGGCGAAAACAGGGGGAUAAAAAGACCUUUGAUGAAUGUGUAGCAGCUGGAGGCUCAGACUGUGCUCCAGAGAAACUUUGGCUUCAAAUUCCAUUCUUCUGUGGCCACAGCUCAGAAUGCUGGAAUGUGGGGAGCAGAUGGGCUUUGGAACAAGCCAAGUACAACCUGAUUAAUGAAUUCUUCCUAGUGGGAGUCACUGAAGAGCUUGAAGACUUUAUUAUGUUAUUGGAGGCAACUUUGCCCCGAUUCUUUAGGGGUGCUACAGAACUGUACCGGACAGGAAAAAAGUCUCAUCUUAGGAAAACAACAGAGAAAAAGCUCCCAACAAAAGAAACCAUUGCCAAGCUGCAGCAGUCGGAAAUUUGGAAAAUGGAGAAUGAGUUCUAUGAAUUUGCACUGGAGCAAUUUCAGUUUGUCAGAGCACAUGCAGUUCGGGAAAAAGAUGGAGAAUUGUAUAUUCUGACGCAAAACUUUUUCUAUGAAAAGAUUUACCCUAAGUCGAACUAAGAACAAGGUAUACUGUUAGAUUAAUGGACUAAACCUUUGGUCACUUUGUCAUCUUAGUUCUCAGCCCUGGAAAAUAGUUUGCUGGUAGACCUCUGAGGUAUUUCUCUCUAGAGCUGAGGAAAGUGGGCUGUGGAUCACACCAAAGGUGUUGGAUACUUGACUUAAGCUUCAGUUCUUUUAUCUAACUAAUAGUUUCAGUGGGAGUUACUACCCUUUCCCUGAAGAAACCUACAUUUUCCUUUACAGAUAUUAACUGCACAGAGGUUUUGGUUGAAAAUAUAAACAAAAAAUGCUUCUGUUUAUGCUGUUGUUGAUUCUCAGAGCAAUUUAUUUUCAUUUAAACUUCUGUAAACAAGAAAUCAACUGUUUUCCCAGCUUCUACAUGGAGAUUUUGGUUGUAUACAAUUAUGAAUAGUGUUAAUAACUGGUUGACAUCUGUGCUUUGUUUUUGUGAGUCACGUUACAUGAUAUUCAUUGGAAUGGUCAAUCGUGUUCUGCUAAGACAUGCUGCUGCUGGAUUUGCCCAUAUAUAAAUGUGGUUUUAUUAAAAAGAAAAGUUAUAACUAAUCAUUAGUGUUUUUAAAAAAUAAUUUCCAUAUUAAUAUUGUAAAAAGAGAAUCAAGGCAGUAUUUCCUUUUCCUCCCUCACCCCAACUGCCAACUGAAGUUGGGAAAAUUCUGCAAAGAAGUUGGCAUUGCCUGCAGUUCUAGUUAAUGCUUAUACAUCAAUAUAAAAAAACCCUAGUAAAUUCAGUAUCAAGUUGCUCCAUGGAUUCUUCGUAAUGACUGUAAACUGAGAUAUUGGUGAAUCCAUAUUAUGACUCCAUUAGUGAGCUGUGGUAUGGUUUGGGUUUUCCUACUUCUUCUAUACUUUUACCUGUAGAAUAUUUUUACUAAGGUGCUUUAUAAUGUGUUUUAAAGCAUUGCAUUUACAAAAGGAGUAAAAUGCUGUAAAUACUGCAUAUUUUAUGUAUUUGGACCAAAAGGUUACAAGUAAUUAGCUGAAAGUGGUUUUUGCACCAGUUUUGUUACAUGUGAAGUAAAAACCAUCUCAUCUGCUGUUCUGCUUCCUAUUUUAGUUAAGUGUUGGACAUCACUGAAAUGCACUUCAAUGACUUCUACAACUUUACUACUAACAUAGCACAUUGUCCAGAAGUUCUCUUUACCUAAAAUUAGUCUGUAUCUUUUUAUAACAUUUGAAAGAGAAAAAAGAAAAUCAAAUGUGUGGUUGAGACACGGUGAACUUGACAUAAAUGUGUUUAUGUAACUGCCUUACAUCACUAUUGUAAACUUGUAUGAUUUGCCAUUAUUAGCAGCUUGAAACACCUGGUAGAUUAAGUGUAGUUGAGAUUAGUGAACAGAUGUUUGGGUACUGGGGACACUAUGUUUUAACAAACUGCAGUGAAUACCUACAUGUAACUUUUUUAAAAAUAACAGUAAUUACCCCUUUUUUCACCUUCAGUUUAUAAAAAUUAGUUUCCCUGGGUUUGACUGGGGUGGGGGGAAGGAGAUAAUGUGACAUGUAUCUGAAUCCCUAAGGAUGGUGCUUAAAGCAGUAGUGUAAAGUUAUUAAGAUGGAAUUUCUUUAAUGCAUUUGUUUUUUGUAAUAUUGAAAAUGAUUGAGAGUUGAAAAUCAUGUGUACAUUGGAUGUUUGCUGCCAAAAACACAAUGAUCCAAUUAUUGAAAGAUUAAUUGAUCCACUAUCCAGUACUCAUUUUAAAUUUGCUUUACUAUCCUUUGGACCUUCCUCUUUUGAGAUUUAAAAAAAAAAAAACUUUUCUCAAAUAGCUGUUCGCCUCAAUUAGGUACUGAUCGAUCUUUCUUUCUGAUUACUGAUUUAUGUAGCAUGUACCAGACAGGAUUUUGCUUGAUUCCUUUCCUGUGUAUCAGCUUCAUUAAUAAUGCCAACACAUCACUGGGGAACAGGAUUUGCUACUUGAUUUAUGUUUCUUCUACUAGCUGGUUGUCUAGCUGGACAAGAAGUACUGGAGAGUCAUCAUAGAGUGGCUAUUGCAGUUCUGAAAUUUUCUGUUAGACUGGUAAAUUUUGGAAAUACAGUGGAUAUUUAUCAUUUAAAAAAAUGAAUAUUUUUAGGGCAGAUCACAUUUUGUCCCCCAUAUAAUUUGGAUUUAUUUGCUUAAAGCACCUUAUUUUCUCGAUCCUUUUGUAAAAUUUUCAGAAUAUCUCUGAACAGAUGCAAAGUGAAAACACGGUACCCAACUAGCUAACGAAAUAAGGCAUUUAAACAUGCAAACAAAUGCCGUAGUUUGAGAAGAAAACUAUGGGUGAAAUCCUGGCCCUGCUGAAAUCAGUGGAAGUUUUGCCAGGAUAUAAUCAUAUAAAUAUAGUUUUUGAACUUCUGCUCCUCUUCUGCCAAUAGUCAUCUUAAAAAUAUAUUAAAUGUCUCCAUUUUAAAGGAGACAUUUAUUUUUCAUAGUUCACAUCAUGGAAAAAAUCUUUUAUUUCCUCACAUAAUACAACUCCUGUCCUCUACUUGCUGUGAAUUGAUAAAAUUGAGAGUCGUGAUACAGAAAUAUGCAUGUCUUUAGAAAUGUACUAAUUUAAAAAUAUUAAUUAAUAUUACAUGUUGGGGUGGAGGAGGAAUCAAAAUUGUGGCUACUUUUAUAUCAUAUGAAAUAAUUCAUUCAGGGAGUAUUUUAAAAUCCUUUGACCUCAAACAGUCAAACUUCUGCUUCUUAAAGGGAUAAUCAACUUUACACAUUUUUAAUAAGCUACUCUAUUCUUGUAUUCUGUAAUUCUCCAAAUCACUGGUUAUUAAAAGUAAUUUACAGUAUAUAAAUGAGAAUUUGUCUCAGUACUUUUCCCCUAAUGAGUCCAGUGAAAUUUAGUGACUUGCAAAUGGUGUGAUCAUUGGACUUGAUUGUGCAGCCUUUUGCAUGCACAUCCCCCAUUGAAGUCAAUGGAGGCUGUAUGCAGAGGUAGCAGGAAGAGAUUUGCUUUAUGGGAGCAAUUUGGGGUGAAAUUCUGGCCCUUUAAAGUCAGUGGGAGCUCUGCCAUUGACUUUAAUGUUGCCAGGAUUUCACCCUUUGUGUUCAUGCACAAUAUUUAAAAUAUUUUAGGAAAUGGAAGCCCCAAAAUCAAUGCUAUGUACAGUGCAUGGAUUUAUGUUCAAAUAUUCUGUUUAUUAUACACAUCAUGAAUUCCUCUUAGAUGAUUUAAAACAGGAAUCACAGUUUAUACUUUUAGAAUGUAGCAAAGGGGAAGCAGUCUGUCUGGGAGUUUGGAAUGCUUUUUCUAGAUAUUUCACAUUUCUUAAGAUGUUUAGCUGCUUCUGCGUUCCAAUAGUACACAUUUGCCUACUAUAACUUUACAUUAGUGCUAUUUAUGUCAAGGGAGGUCCAAUUGCUAUUAUGUUUUUGCAUCAAUUUCACUGGUAUUGAAAAGGUAUGUAUAAAAAGAAAUGUUUGUGAUGCUGUCUAAACUAUGCUGCUUAGGCAGCCAGAUGAAAAACCUGUUUCAAAGUGCACUGCCAGUUUAGCUCUUUAAAAGUGGAGCUUAUUUUAUGACUACUGGAGAUCAGACUUGCAGAAAUUGUAAUGGGUGAUUAGUUGUCGGGAUAUAUUCUGUACUUUAAGCCCAUGCAGCUAUGUAACUCUUGCAGCGCUAUUUAUAAAUUGAGCCCUCUUUGUGAAGACUUUGAUAGCAUAUAUGGUAAUUAUAAAUGUGUUUAGACACUUGUACUGUCUAAUACUAGAUCAUAAAUUUUCUGUAGCUUCUGUAUUAAGAGAGUUAGGGUUGUGAGCAUCUCUAAAGCAGUACUGAAUGUAACUUUGAGAAACAUGGAUUGUGCCUCAUGACUUUUACUUUUUAACUACACACACACAGCUAAAUAGUGCCUUUUUUCCUCACAAUCCAUGUUGAAGAUGCUCACUCCUGCUCUUUUUCCUCUCUCUCCAUAUAUUGAUUCAUUUGUGCAAUAUUAUCCCGAUGUGAAACCAUUUUGUCACAUUUGUUUGAGAGAGAAUUACUCAAUUUUCCUCACUAUCAUGCCAGCUUCUGUUGUUGAAGUGUUGAUUACUGAUGCAAAUGCUAUAAAAUAAAACACCCAGUGGGAAGGGGAAAAAAA
Molecule: messenger RNA, 5482 nt
Organism: Trachemys scripta elegans
Lineage: Eukaryota; Metazoa; Chordata; Testudines; Emydidae
Gene: HS2ST1
Product: heparan sulfate 2-O-sulfotransferase 1
Exons: 8
Coding region: 217-1395 (392 amino acids)
Cellular component (GO): membrane
Molecular function (GO): heparan sulfate 2-sulfotransferase activity
Source: RefSeq, a predicted model, not a curated record